UCUCAAGCUCAUUAAUUGUUAAAAAGCCAAAUAACAAUGGAUAUUGAUGAACUAUUCGAUUGCUUUAGCGAGGUGCCGCCGGAAAGUUUGCAGGCGCCGUCAAGCAGCGCAAAAAGGAUUACAGAAGAAGCGCCCAAAAGCCAGACAGAGACAAGCAACAACAAUGCGGUGGAAGCAACAGCAACUAAGCGUGCAGCGACAAAAGAGAGUGAUGGAGCCGGAAGUGAUGGGGGGGAGGAGCCCAAGAAGCGUGCGCGCGCAAACAACACAGAAACUAAGACAAGAAAGGAAAAGGAAGAUGACGCUAUUCAGGCAUUGCCAAAGGACGUUGAAGAGGAGGAUGAGGAGGAUGAAGCCGGCACUGACAACAAGCCACUGGAAGACCUCGAGGAAUCCGCAUUGGAGGCGCUGCGCACCCGCAUCGUUACACACCAGCUGGAGGCGCCCGAAUCCUGCACCCAUGAGGUUGCUGCACAUCCUGAUCAAGAGUAUAUACCGCUACAACCGUAUAGCGGUAUACCGGCCAAGGAGUAUCCCUUUGUGCUGGAUCCCUUCCAGAAGCAGGCCAUACUCUGCAUAGAUAAUUCCCAGAGCGUGCUGGUCUCGGCGCACACAUCGGCCGGCAAGACAGUGGUGGCUGAAUACGCCAUUGCCAAGUCGUUGGCAGCCAAGCAGCGCGUUAUCUACACAACACCCAUCAAGGCGCUAUCGAAUCAGAAGUUCCGCGAAUUCACCGACGAGUUUAAAGAUGUGGGUCUGAUAACCGGCGACGUGACCAUCAAUCCCUCAGCUUCUUGCCUGAUCAUGACCACAGAGAUUCUGCGCAACAUGCUGUACCGAGGCAGCGAGGUAAUGCGCGAAGUCGGUUGGGUAAUAUUCGAUGAGAUUCAUUAUAUGCGUGACAAGGAGCGUGGCGUCGUGUGGGAGGAGACACUCAUUUUGCUGCCGGACAAUGUGCGUUAUGUCUUCCUCUCGGCCACCAUUCCGAAUGCUCGCCAGUUCGCCGAAUGGGUGUGUCAUCUGCACAAGCAGCCCUGCCAUGUGGUCUAUACGGACUACAGACCUACACCCCUACAGCAUUACAUCUUCCCGGCGGGGGGCGAUGGCAUUCAUCUGAUCGUGGACGAGAAGGGACAGUUCAAGGAGGAUAACUUCACGACAGCCAUGGCAGUGUUGGCCAAUGCGGGUGAGGCUGCUAAAGGGGACCAGAAGGGACGCAAAGGUGGCAUAAAGGGCACAAAUUCGGGACAGACGAACAUCUUCAAAAUUGUCAAGAUGAUAAUGGAAAGGAACUUUGCACCAGUCAUCAUAUUCUCGUUCAGCAAAAAGGAGUGCGAGGUGUAUGCCAUGCAGAUGGCCAAACUAGAUUUCAAUACCGUCGACGAAAAGAAACUGGUCGAUGAGGUAUUCAACAAUGCGAUGGAUGUGCUGAGCGAAGAGGAUCGUCGUCUGCCGCAGGUGGAGAAUGUGUUGCCGUUGCUGAGACGUGGCAUUGGCAUCCAUCAUGGUGGCCUGCUGCCCAUACUGAAGGAAACAAUUGAGAUAUUGUUUGGGGAGGGCCUGAUUAAGGCUCUCUUUGCGACCGAAACUUUUGCCAUGGGUCUUAAUAUGCCGGCGCGUACGGUGCUGUUUACGGCUCCACGAAAAUUCGAUGGCAAGGACUUCCGUUGGAUAAGUUCGGGCGAGUAUAUACAAAUGGCUGGACGUGCAGGACGGCGUGGUCUCGAUGACAAAGGCAUUGUCAUAUUGAUGAUCGAUGAGAAGGUGUCGCCAGCAGUGGGACGUGGCAUUGUGCAGGGCAAGGCUGAUCCCAUCAAUUCGGCCUUCCAUCUCACCUACAAUAUGGUUUUGAAUUUGCUGCGUGUCGAGGAAAUCAAUCCAGAGUAUAUGCUGGAGCGUUCAUUUUAUCAAUUUCAAAACCAGGCCGCACUGCCGGUGCUGCACGAAAAGGUGCAGAAGAAGACGCAAGAGUUGUCGAAAUUGCAUUUCAAGGAUGAGCAUAAUAUAGCCUCGUACCAUCAGAUACGCUCGCAGCUGGAUCAUUAUGGGAAACAGUUUCGCCAGUGGAUCACAAAGCCACAAUAUCUAAUUCCCUUUCUGCAGCCGGGUCGUCUAGUCAAGGUUACGGCUGGGGCUCAGGAUUAUGAUUGGGGCAUUGUGCUUAAUUUCAAAAAGAAGGAAAAAUUUGCUGGCAAGAACCCCACGAAGGAUAAUGAGCCGCAUGUUACCAUCGAUGUGCUGCUGCAUGUGAGCGAAGCUGCCGCCAAAUCCGGUGACACAGAACCAUGCCCGCCUAACGAGCGUGGCUGCAUGGAGGUAGUCCCAGUCGCACAUACGCUCAUCAUACAAAUAUCCUCGCUACGUGUACACUUUCCCAACGACUUGCGCACUUCGGACAAUCGUCGAGCCGUGCUCAAAACCAUACAGGAGGCCAAGAAACGAUUUCCGCUUGGACCGCCCGUUCUAAAUCCGAUCGAUGAUAUGCACAUCAGGGAGACGGAGUUUCGCAACAUUGUCGAAGCGAUUGCCAAAUUUGAGGCUCGUCUGUACGAGCAUCCUUUGCAUAAAUCGCCGGACUUGGAGCGCCUGCAUGCACGCUAUCUGGAGAAAGUGAAGCUGGAGGGCGAACUGCACGAUUUGCGCUCUGAACUGAAGGCCGCACGCAGUUUGUUGCAAAUGGAGGAGCUGAAGCAUCGGAAGCGCGUGCUCAGACGCAUGGGAUACUGCAAACCGGGCGAUGUUAUCGAAUUCAAGGGUCGUGUGGCCUGCGAGCUGAGCUCAGCGGAUGAAUUGCUCAUGACUGAGAUGAUUUUCAACGGAGUCUUCAAUGAUCUGAGUCCUCCGAAAGCAGUCGCCUUGCUCUCGUGCUUUGUUUGCGAUGAGAAGUCGAGUGACGCGCCCAAAUGUGCCACCGAAUUGUCUGGACCCUUGCGCUCAAUGCAGGAUCUGGCCCGUCGCAUUGCCAAAGUGUCCACCGAAUGCAAACUGGACCUGGAUGCGGAGAACUAUGUCGAAAAAUUCAAACCAUUCUUAAUGGAUGUUGUGCUGGCCUGGUGCAAGGGUGCCUCAUUCCUUAGCGUCUGCAAAAUGACGGACAUUUUCGAGGGCUCCAUUAUUCGUUGCAUGCGACGUCUCGAGGAGUUGCUGCGACAAAUGUGCCAGGCAUCGAAAACCAUUGGAAAUACGGAUCUGGAGAACAAGUUCUCCGAGGGCAUACGUCUGCUCAAACGUGACAUUGUAUUUGCAGCCUCGCUCUAUCUCUAAGUGUUUCUAGUUUUUAUAAUACUUGAAAGUUCUUGACUAAGGUUUAUGAGAAGUUUAUAGCUGCGGUCAGACAGGCAAAUAAUUUGCAACAAAUUCUUUCAAUUCUAAAAGCGUGUCAAAAACAGCAAACAUGCUAAGCGAAAAUAAAAUUUUCUACCACAGCAGAUUUACAUUUCAUUACCAACCUGAAACCCUAAUGUAUUUGUGCGCAAAUUAUUUGCCUGUUAGACCACAGUAUAAGAAAAGGACACGGUUUUGUCGUGUGGCCUAAAAUUUCAUUUUGUUUCUCACAAACAAGUCGAAGCUGCGUCUUUGGCUUGAUGUGAACAAAAUUUUAUGUAUAUUUGUAAGUGCAAAGAAACAUUGACUUAUAUAUACUAAUAUAUACAACAAAGAAGAAGAGUGCUGUGCAAAAUAAAAGUAAAAAUAUAACUACA
Messenger RNA from Scaptodrosophila lebanonensis, 3701 nucleotides. RefSeq names its product exosome RNA helicase MTR4 (gene Mtr4). Gene Ontology annotation, molecular function: RNA helicase activity; RNA binding; ATP binding. The record is from RefSeq and is a predicted model, not a curated record. Gene Ontology annotation, biological process: RNA catabolic process; maturation of 5.8S rRNA. Gene Ontology annotation, cellular component: nucleus. Lineage: Eukaryota; Metazoa; Arthropoda; Insecta; Diptera; Drosophilidae. The transcript is spliced from 2 exons. The coding region runs from base 37 to 3264 and encodes 1075 amino acids.